UGUAGUUAGCUAUCUUCUCAACGAACAUGGUAGGGAACUUCGGUUUGGGAUGGCUAAAGAGCACACGAAACAAGUAAAAUAACUUUUAAGAGGACUAAAUUAGCCUUUCAGCCAGUUUAAAUAGUUACCCAAUCAAGGACAUUUUACGAGCUUUCCCCAAGAACACUUGGAAGAUUCUCAAUACGAAGUGGUCAGAGUCACUGAAGCGGCAGUGCAAAUCAGAACCUUACUUUGGUUCAGCACUGACCUACCUGCAAGUCUCGGGUCUUUCCAAAGAGCAUGUUGCCAAUGCUGUCUCUCUGCUCCAUUGUCUGGUUAAACCGGGGGAUCAAGCUAAAGAAAGUGCUUUAUUUCUCAAACACAGGCCAGGUCUGAGUUCCAACCAUUCACACCAACACUCAGAGUUCAGUCAUGCUUCUUAGUUUUAGGUGAACAUUCCUGAAUAGUGUUGGCAUCACAAUAAACAUCCUCAAUACUCUGGCACUUCACUGCCCUGGUCAGUGUGUAUCAUAGUUGGACAUCUUUGCACAUGGCUGUAGAGGGCUUCCAAUUCAUAGCGCUUUAUGUCUAUAACAAAGACUGGGAGGAGGACCUUGACCUCAGGCCAGGGGACAUACUGACCGUCAGCAAGACGUCACUGACAUCCCUUGGGCUCAAAGAUGGGGACAAGGAGCACCCGGAGCGCCUGGGAUGGAUGGUGGGAGUCAACGAGCGCACCAAGCAGAGGGGAGACUUCCCUGGGACGUAUGUCCAGUAUGUGGGGCCUGUGAAGAUGUAUGUGGUGCCCAACCAGCCUCGGCAGCAGAGACCCGUCCCAGCAGCCCCCAGGCCUCAGCCUCCCCCAGCACAGCAAGGGACUUCAGCUCAUGAGUUUGUCCAGCCAUUUCCACCCCCAGAAAAUGUCCCCCCCACUUUGGUGAAGUUGGUAGAGGCCAUUGAGAAAAAAGGUUUGGAGUGUGAGACGCUGUAUAGGACGUCUGGCUUCUUGGCUGUUGGCGGUCAUAGACAGAGCCUGAAUUUCAAGCUCUCUGAGCCUGAGGUGGGCCAGUAUGACAUCCAGGCGCUCUCAGAGGCCCUGAUGGGAUUCCUGCAGGACCUGCCCUCCCCCAUCAUCCCAGAGUCUGUCUAUCCCAGCCUAAAGACUGCCCUGCAAGAGGAAGCAGAGCUGUCUGUCGAGGAGACAGGCAGGCGUUUGCUGAAGGCACUGGCGCCCCCGGCCAUGCCCCUGCCGAGCCUACUCACCCUGCAGUACCUGCUCAGACACCUGGACCGAGUGGGCCAGAGCUCGGCCCACAAUGGCCUGGACCCACACACACUCGCACUCCUCUUCAGCCCUCUGCUGCUCACCGCUGGGUCAGAAGAAGAUCGUCAGGUUUCUGCCCAGGUGCUGGAGAGACUGCUGGUGGCGAGGGCCUGGGAGCUGGAAGAAAUGCCACCAGCCCUACCUCCCAAGCCUUCCAAAACCAAAGCCAUGGCAUCCUCUGUGAUCAAUGGAGAAGGCAGCAAGAUGGCUGAUGCAGAGUGGUACUGGGGAGACAUUUCCAGAGAGGAGGUGAAUGAGAAGAUGAGAGACACUCCGGAUGGGACUUUCUUGGUCCGAGACGCCUCAAGCAAGGUGCAAGGAGAAUACACAUUGACUCUCAGGAAAGGGGGAAACAACAAGCUGAUCAAGAUCUUCCACCGAGGCGGCAAGUACGGCUUCUCUGAGCCGCUGACCUUUUCCUCUGUGGCGGAGCUCAUCCUGCAUUAUCACCAGGAGUCGCUGGCCCAGUACAACCCCAAGCUGGACUCACGGCUACUGUACCCUGUCUCCAAAUAUCAGCAGGACCAGGUGGUGAAAGAAGACAACGUCGAAGCAGUAGGAGAGCAACUGAAGGUGUACCAUGAACAGUACCAGGAGAAGAGCCGGGAAUAUGACGUCUUGUAUGAAGACUACACUCGCACCUCUCAGGAGUUACAGAUGAAGCACACGGCCAUCGAGGCCUUCACCGAGACCAUCAAGAUCUUUGAGGAGCAGUGCGAGACCCAAGAGCGCUACAGCAAGGAGUACAUUGACAAGUUCCACAGGGAUGGCAACAGCCAAGAGAUUGAGAGAAUCCAAAGUAAUUCGGAUAAGCUGAAGUCUCGUGUGACUGAGAUCCAUGACAGCAAGCGGAAGCUGGAGCAGGACCUGAAGGAGCAGGCGGCGGACAACCGAGAGAUUGACAAGAAGAUGAACAGUCUGAAACCAGACCUCAUGCAGCUGAGGAAGAUCAGAGACCAGUACCUGAUGUGGCUCAAUCAGAAGGGCACCAGACAGAAGAAGAUUAACGAGUGGCUGGGGAUCAAGAACGACGUGGAAGACCUGUAUUCUCUGAUGGAUGAGAUGGAUGACCUGCCGCACCACGACGAGCGCACCUGGUAUGUGGGCGACAUCAAGCGCGGCCAGGCCGAGGAGCUGCUGAGGGGCAAGGGUGACGGCACCUUCCUGAUCCGAGACAGCCAGUCCCAGAAGGGCUCCUACGCCUGCUCUGUAGUUGUGGACGGGGACAUCAAGCACUGUGUGAUAUUCAAGACCUCAACGGGCUACGGGUUCGCCGAGCCCUACAACCUGUACGCUUCCCUUAGAGAGCUGGUGCUCCACUACAGACACACCUCCCUGGUCCAGCACAACGACUCGCUGAAUGUAACUCUGGCAUGUCCUGUCCUAACCCAGCAGCAACCCAGAUGAGACGCAACGUCACCCAGACACAGCCCGGCACAGGGCGAAAACACACAGAACUCAGAGACCACAAACCCUCACUUUUCCCAACAAAAAAGCAAAUGGCUUUCUGAGCGUUGGGUUUGACAGGAGUGGAAGUGGCAGAUAUAAUGACUGACUGGGUUUUGACUUUGAAGAGACCCUGUAAAUGUUAUUAGGAUAAAAAUAAUUAGACUAUCUUAAAGUAACUGCUGUAGAUUCCAUUUUCCCUUUCAAUGGAGGGAAUUAUUUUUAAAUCGACUUGUUAAGGGUGCCAUUCUUUUUUUCUACAGUUAAAGAGGCGUAAGGGUUUGACAUGGAGAACAAAAAUACCAAACAGCCUUUUUCGGUUUUCAUCAAGUGUUGCUCACAUUGUCCAUGGCUGGAUGAUUGGGAGAUGUGGUAAAAGGCUUAACUGGCAGUGUUUUAUUGCUUUACUUCAAGUUCAUAUUAAUACACAUUUUCUCCCACAGCACUAUGGGACACAUACAAAGAAAGCAUUCUGCUUUCUGUGUAAUCUUUGCUAUGUGCCCUAUUACAUAAAGCAGAACAUGUCUAGAGGACAAAAUACAGUACCAAUGUGUUAAACAAAAAGAUGCAUUUGUAUUUUUCUGCAAGCUUUUUUUUGUUGUUGACCUAUGUAAAACUGGGUUUAAAAUAGUUUGAGGUUGAUGAUAUUAGAGGCUGGUGUAGCUUGAGGACCCUAAUUGCUGUGACAGACAGUGGCAUGUAAUGUGAGCUGGAGUUGCAGUCCUUGAUGGUGGAACACUUGGUAGUGAAAGUGCCUUCUGUUCUAAUCCUCUGUCUUCCAUUCUCUCUCUGUAGAUCAGAGUCAGUGUGGAUGCCUUGCCCCAAUCAGAUGCCAAGUGUUUGUGUAUGAAACUAGAAAUCUGAAAUGGACCUUGCUAUUGAUUGCCUUAGAGCAAUCACUCACUAACUGUAAGUCGCUCUGGAUAAGAGCGUCUGCUAAAUGACUAAAAUGUAAAAUGGGCAACUCCCUCAGACUUUUACCUGGGACUACUGCCACUGACUGCUCAGAGUGCACACAUCUGGUUCCCCAGGUCUCAAUCAGUUGCUGACUUAAAGGAACGAAUGAAAGCCAGCAGACAUUCUUGAGGACCGAAGUUCCCCACCCCUGCAUUACAGUGGCGGCGUUGGAAUUGUCCAUGGUGAAAAUGGAUUUCCGUUCACAUUUUGUAGUUGAGUGGAUAGAUGGUAGAUCUUAUGGGGGUUGGGUACCUGAUUUAAGAAACAUUGUCUUUUCACUACAUUUUGACAUUGGGUUAUGUAUGCAGUAUUUGUCAGUCUCUCAUUAAGGUAACGGUAGCCUAAUUCCACGAUUUUAAACCGCGUUUUACUUAAUCGGACCUUACCUGCCACACUUUAUGAAUGCACUUCUUUCCCAGGACACUCGCUUCACGUGUUGUACUGUAAUGCUAACAUAUGCACAAGAUAUUAUAGGUAGACUUGAAACAAACUACUUUGACAAACUGAUUAGUACUAUGCAGCGAGUUAGUAGAUAUACAACUUGACGAUGCCUCAUCAAAAUAGAUUUUGAUUUCUUGACGAAUCAUUGAAUGAGUGAUAACCCUUACGUUUGUCAUGUAUUAAUCAGACAUUGGUUCAUUGGUGCAUAUGACAGUGCAUUGGCGCAUUUUAUUGCUCACUUUUAGGAGUGAUUAGAUUGCCAAGCAUGUUGGGAUUGGCGUAAAUCAACCUUUUAUAGAUGAUAAUGUUGAUGUUAAUCUGGUAAACCCGUUUCUUAUGUUUAUCUGGUAGUUAGGAGAAAAGUGUCUCCUUGGAGAGAGAUGACACUAAUAGUCUGUGGACUGUUUACUGAACAUACCUUUCAGGCAGAGUCCUGCUCAGUUAGGUUGCCCUUCAGGUCAACGGAUCUUUGAAAACUGGGACAAUCUAGUUGAGUUUUCUUGGCAUGUGAGAGUAGUUUAAAAAAAGAGAGCAAAAAAUAAGUUUCUGGUUUUUUUUCAAAUUGCACAUGGUGGUUCUGCAUGCAGUGUAAGACUAUGUAUGCCAUUCACCGACAUGACCACAGCCAGGUGUAAGACUAGCUACAGAUUGUACGCCAGAUAAUGUGCUAUAACCAAAGAUUUUUGGUGUCCAUUACUGAGAAAAGACUCACACAAACCCCCGCCAUAGAUUUUUCAACGAACCUGUUCUUGGCGAUACUUUUUUUCACCGAAUCGAGAAUAAAGAAAGUAUCUGAGAAAUGUCAGUUUCCAGUUGCAUGUGGUUUACAAAAACCAACAAAAACUCCAAGAUAUUACAUCCAAGUUUUGUACGGCGUGAGGGGGUGCCUCGCAUUUAGCAUUUCCAAGCAUUAUUGACGGAACUAGUAGUUUCUAUGCGACGCGGCCACAUGUAGAAGUAGGUGACAAACAAAGAUCUAAGAACAUGCAAGAGGCAUAUCUCAGUUAAACAUUAAUAUCUUUCUGAAUUUUCAAUGGUUUUUGUAGAACCACCUGCAACUGGAAACAGACAUGUCUAAGAUACUUUAUUUAUUCUCGAUUCGGUGAAAGUAUAGCCAAGAACAGGUUAGUUGAAAAAUCUAUGGUGGCGGUUUGUAUGGGGCUUUCGUUUAACGCCCAGUAAUGGACACCAACAAUCUUUGGUUAUAUCACAUUGUCUGGUUAUUUCACAUUCUCUGGCAUUCAAUCUGUAGCUAGGUGUAGACAGUCUUUUCACAUUGUGCCAGGCUCAGGAAUUGUUACAUUGUUUCCCCUCGCCUUUUCUGUGGUUUUGGGUUUAUAUUGGAGAUUAUGACAAAAGCUAUGCUUGAUUUCUGUCUCACAAACCGUUAUGACGGUGCAACGUAAAACGACACUCUUCCUCAGCCUGUGAGAAAGCCUGUGAGUGGGGACAAAUUUGAGGCUUGAGUAGGGAUGUUGCUGUGCCAAUGUUAAAAUCUGCUACUGUAAAUGCACUACAAAGACAUGAAUCGGGAGCUCAUGUUUCAGGAGUUUUAUUACAAUUGGACUUGAACAGGCUCAUUCAUUUACAAUAACUGGCUAUGAUAGGUCAGAAACACUCCUCAUAGUGGACAUCUCAUUGUAAGACAAGGACAGUUUCAUUGAAGUGGCGCUUUUAAUGGUCUGUUUGAAAGUGGCUUUUAUGAAAUCUGUUUUGUUAUUUGUUCAUCAUAACCUGAACAGAUUUAAGUGAAUACUUUUUGUGAUAUUCUUUACAUUUAUAUUUCAUGGUUAUUUUAUUUGUAUCUCUAACAAAAUAGAUUGAAAAGACUGUUAGGCUGUUUACACAGGCAGACCAAUUAUAUUUUCUCCCACUAAUUGGUAUUUUGUCCAAUCAGAUCAGCUCUGAUGUGAAAACAUCUGAUGUGAUUGGUGAAAAAAAAUAUUAAUGGAAAAAAUAUCAGAAAUAGGCUGCCUGUGUAGACGCAGCCUUAGAAAACCUUUUUGAAGAGACUGAUAGAUUUUGUCAUCGAGAAUAAAACUGUCGUAGUGUUUGUUGUAUCUUGACUUUCAAUAGUUUAAGAGUGCUUGGUUUUUAGCUUUGUGAAACUGUACUCCCUUGAAAUAAUGGAAGUCCGUUAGAUACUGUCAUUUGAUACACGUAGUAUGUGUAUAAUACUUUAUACAACCUGGCUGGAGUUAAGUAAUUUGAAAUGUGGAAAACCCCCCAAAACAUUGCUAAUGAACAGCAAAAUGCACUUUUAAAUUGACAGUAAGCAACAUUAGUAAAAAUAAUCUGUACAAUUAUUGCAUUACCUAAUGAAAAUUCUGUCUGCACUCCAUAUGAUGUAUUUGUCGGACUGGUUGUUUUGUAUGGUACUAAAGAAAAAAUAAACCAUAAAGUUGUCAAAAUA
Coregonus clupeaformis (lake whitefish) is the source of this 6560-nucleotide messenger RNA. RefSeq names its product phosphatidylinositol 3-kinase regulatory subunit gamma-like. Gene Ontology annotation, cellular component: phosphatidylinositol 3-kinase complex. The record is from RefSeq and is a predicted model, not a curated record. Lineage: Eukaryota; Metazoa; Chordata; Actinopteri; Salmoniformes; Salmonidae. The transcript is spliced from 16 exons. Gene Ontology annotation, biological process: phosphatidylinositol phosphate biosynthetic process; insulin receptor signaling pathway. Gene Ontology annotation, molecular function: 1-phosphatidylinositol-3-kinase regulator activity; protein binding. The coding region runs from base 530 to 2710 and encodes 726 amino acids.